Sardina pilchardus (European sardine) is the source of this 1829-nucleotide messenger RNA. Its product is annotated as CDP-diacylglycerol--glycerol-3-phosphate 3-phosphatidyltransferase, mitochondrial. The record is from RefSeq and is a predicted model, not a curated record. Gene Ontology annotation, molecular function: CDP-diacylglycerol-glycerol-3-phosphate 3-phosphatidyltransferase activity. Bases 6 to 1652 code for a protein of 548 amino acids. Gene Ontology annotation, biological process: cardiolipin biosynthetic process. Gene Ontology annotation, cellular component: mitochondrion. Lineage: Eukaryota; Metazoa; Chordata; Actinopteri; Clupeiformes; Clupeidae. The transcript has 10 exons.
CAAACAUGGCGGCCCCCAUGUCAUGGCGAAGACUUGUGUACUCUGUGUACACGCCGGCCCUCUCAGGGGUUUUCACCAGGAUUUCGGAUAAGUUUUUCCGCACACAUGACCGCAGGAGAGGCUCAUCGCUGCUCUUGCUGGCGCCCCUGCUGGCGGAGGCCGAGCCGGUCCCAGUGCCCCCCUCGCGGCCGCCCAGCUCCACGGGUGUGGAGGGUCUGCACGCGCGCUUUCGCUGGAUGGGGGACCACGUGCCCGCGUUCAGGGUGCCCGGCGCUCGCGUACACAUCCUCCACUCACCGGAAGAGUUCUACCAGGUCAUGAAGGCACGAAUCAAGACGGCUAAGAGUCGAAUAGUGAUGGCAUCGCUGUAUCUGGGCACAGGACCCCUGGAGCAGGACCUGGUGGACUGCAUGGAAGAGGCCCUAGAACGCUCCCAGAACCAAGGCAGUAGCCCCGACUUCCAAGUGUCCAUGCUGCUGGACUACACACGGGGCUCGAGAGGUAAGAACAACUCGCGCACCAUGCUGCUGCCCCUGCUGCAGCGCUUCCCUGCCCAGAUGCGCGUGUCCCUCUACCACACGCCCGACCUGCGGGGCCUGCUGCGCCUGCUCGUCCCCGAGCGCUUCAACGAGACCAUCGGCGUGCAGCACAUCAAGGCCUACCUGUUUGACGACAGCCUCAUCAUCAGCGGGGCCAACCUGAGUGACUCGUACUUCACUAACCGGCAGGACCGCUACGUGCUGCUGGAGGACUGCCCCGAGGUGGCCAACUUCUUCGCUGAGCUGGUGGGCGCCGUGGGCGACGUGUCCCUGCAGCUGCAGCCGGACGACAGCGUGCACAUGCUGGACGGCAUGGUGCACCCCUACAAAGGCAACCGCAAGGACUUCUCGGCGACGGCGCGGCGGCGCAUCAUGGAGGUGGUGAACACGGCGUGCGCCCGCCAGAGGCUGCUGGAGGCCGAGCGCUCGCUGGAGGAGGCCGAGGCCGAGGCCGCCGACCUCCCCUCGCCCGCGCCCUCCACGGACACCUGGGUGUUCCCGCUGGUGCAGAUGAAGCCGCUGGGCAUCCACCUGGACGAGCAGGUGACCCGGCGGCUGCUGACGGAGGCGGGCGGCGACUCCACCGUCUACCUGACGUCGGGCUACUUCAACCUGACGCGCGCCUACAUGCGGCUGGUGCUGGGCGCCGGCGCCGACUACCGCAUCCUGAUGGCGGCGCCCGAGGUCAACGGCUUCUUCGGCGCCAAGGGCGUGGCGGGCGCCAUCCCCGCCGCCUACAUCCACCUGGCGCGGCAGUUCUACAGCAAGGUGUGCGCGCUGGGCCAGCAGAGCCGCGUGCACCUGCACGAGUACCAGCGCGCCAACUGGACCUUCCACGCCAAGGGCCUUUGGUAUUACCUAGACGGCAGUGACCGGCCCUGCCUCACCCUGAUCGGCUCACCAAACUUCGGCUACCGCUCCGUGCACAGGGACCUUGAGGCGCAGAUUGCCAUCGUGACGGAGAACGAGGAACUGCAGGCACAACUUCAGCAAGAGCAGGAGAUGCUGUACAAGCGCUCCAGCGAGGUCUCUGGCAACACCUUUAAGCAGCCCGAUCGCUACGUCAAGCUGUGGGUGAAGCUGGUCACCCCUCUCAUCAAGAACUUCUUCUAGAAGCAGCUGGUGGGCCCGAGCAUCCCUCUGUCCAUGUCAGGUUGAAGGUCCAGAUGUAGGUGGGGCCGCGGUCGCGCGUCUUGUAGACCGGGCACUCGUAGAGGUUCUUGGUUUCCUGCCGGUCCACGGGGAUGGCCUUGAUGAAGAGGACGGGCAUGGCCGGGGUCAGCUCCUUCA